AUGGAUAACGAUCUCAUUUCCAAUUGUCAUAUACUGCCAUUAAAUAUCGAUGACCAUCAAGUCGAUUCAGAUUCUGAUUCAGAGAAUAGUUCAAUUGAUUCUGAUAUUGAAGUUGACGAUAGUGAACAGGUGAAUGACGAUUUUAUUCGACUAAAUCUUAGUACCGACGACAACAAUAGUGAAGAUGAAGUUGAAAGUUUAACAUAUUCUUCUGACCACGAAGAAGUUAUCUAUCUUCAAACAGCAAAUACUUCUUCAACAUUAACAACAACAACAACAAAUAAUUCAUCAGCAACACCAACGACAACAAAUUCUACUCAUCAUAAACGUCGACAAUGGACUCUGAAAGAGAAAAUGAAGAUCCUUUCUGAACAUAAUAAAGGUGCUUCAUUACACAACCUGGAAUUGAAGUACAAAUGUACAAGAAAAAUGAUACGUCAAUGGAAGAAGAACGAGAGCAAAUUAAUCAAACUAUUGAAAGAAAAAGGUACUAAAAGUAAAAAACGUAAAAGAAUCGGUGGUGCCGGUGCUAAAUUGCUCUAUCCUGAUUUGGAUGAACAUCUUAUCCAAUGGUAUCGGUCAAAACGUGGUUUGGAUCAAGAAGGUAUUCAGGUUCACAAAGAAAAGGUAACAUUCAAAGGUAUGGUACGACAGGGACAAAGAUUUUCUGCUGAAACAAAAAGUAAAGAACCAUCAAAAAACUGGUAUACAAGAUUUCUGAAAAGACAUCGAUUGUCUUUGCAGAAACCUGUGAGGAAGCAAAAAAUCUCAGUGACUGAAGCUCAAGUGUUAAUUGAAAAUUUUCAUCGUUUUAUACGAAAAGCUAGUCAUUUAGGUUCACGACGUGGUUGUAUGGGUUGUUUUACGGAAUCUGAUGUAUGUAAUAUGGAUGAGUCGCCGUUAAAUUUAUGGGGCGAUCAAUCCAAACGUUGUAUUAAUGAUGUCAACUCCAAAAAUGAAAUCGAGGGUCAUCUCGAUGAUAAACGUUUUGCAACAGUAAUUUUAUGUGUAUUUCCAGAAGGUAAUCAUCGAAUCAAACCUGUUCUUUUAUUUAAAGGUACAGGGAAAGUUGCUGUCAAAGAAGAACAACAUUAUUCGUCACAUGUCAAAGUACUUUUUACUCCUAAAUCGGUUAUUAACACACCAACUAUGGAAAAAUACAUAAAUUGGUGGUUACAAAAAGUCAAAGACGGUAACCGUAAACUUUUUAUUGCAGAUAGUUGUAGUAGUCAUUUGAACGAUAAUUUAAGAAAAAGAAUGCGUGAUAAUGGUGUAUGUUUAGCAAUUAUUCCAAAAGGCUGUACACAAUACAUACAAUUAUUGGACGUACAUGUUUUUUCUGCUUUCAAAAAUCACUAUUACGAUUGUGCAGAAGAAUAUCUAGAAUUAAACGGACCUCGUUUGAAACUCAAAUUAUUAUCAUCUCAAAAACGCAUCCUGUGUACCAGAUUAACUGCCGCAGCAUGGUAUCGUACCUUAAAAUCAAUUGAUCUUCAAAAUGCAUUUCGUUCACUUGGAUAUACAUGGGUUGAUAAUUCAAUCAUUCAACCGAAUCAUAUUAGCUGGUACAAAUUUGAUCCAAAUUCAAUAGAAUCAAAUCAAGAAGAAGCUGAUGAUCAGAAUCACGAGGCAGAAUGCAAUGAACGAACGACAAUUUCAACAAUAAAAAUUCAAAAUAAACAAUUGAUAUUAAAAGACAUGUGGAAAAAUAAAUAA
This is a messenger RNA of Rotaria sp. Silwood2, 1716 nucleotides long. NCBI's taxonomy places the organism in Eukaryota, Metazoa, Rotifera, Eurotatoria, Philodinida, Philodinidae. The record is from the annotation of a GenBank genome assembly.